CAGAAGAUGAACUUUAUGUCACAGACAGUUUGCCCCAGAUUCCGGGCUCCGUCUGAUGAAGACUUAAAGUCUCCAAAUGAAGGGAAAGGAGAGAAAAUGCAGAUGAAGAGGGAAAUCUCUCUCAUCAGUGGGAUCUGCCUAAUUGUGGGCAACAUGAUUGGCUCUGGAAUCUUUGUCUCACCCAAGGGCGUACUUAUGCACAGUGCCUCUUUCGGACUGUCAUUGCUGAUUUGGGCUCUUGGGGGCAUCUUCUCAGUGUUUGGGGCUUUGUGCUACGCUGAGCUCGGUACCACCAUCGCCAAGUCCGGAGCCAGUUACAUCUACAUCCUGGAGUCAUUUGGUGGCUUCGUGGCUUUCAUCCGCCUGUGGACAUCUAUCCUGUUGAUCGAGCCAGCCAGCCAGGCCGUGAUUUCACUGACCUUUGCCAGCUACCUGCUAGAGACUUUCUACCCCACCUGCCAGCUGCCGUAUUAUGCUGUCCGUCUCAUCGCUGCAUCCUGCCUGUGUAUACUCAUUUUUAUCAACUGUACCUAUGUGAAGUGGGGAACUCUGCUUCAGGACAUUUUCACUUAUGCCAAGCUCAUGUCGCUCCUCCUCAUCAUCAUUAUAGGAAUCCUGAAAUUAUCUACUGGAGAAACAAAGAACUUUGAGAAUCCAUUUGAGGGCUCCUCCACAGACCCAGGAGCCAUAGCUUUGGCCCUCUAUUCAGCUCUGUUCUCCUACUCUGGCUGGGAUACCCUCAACUUUGUCACAGAAGAGAUUCAGAAUCCAGAGAGGAAUCUGCCCCUGGCCAUUGCCAUUUCCAUGCCCAUAGUGACCAUUAUCUACCUUCUGACCAAUGUAGCGUACUAUGUGGUUCUGGACAUGCCGUCUCUGCUGGCCAGCGAUGCUGUCGCUGUGACAUUUGGGAAUGCAGUCCUGGGGCCGUUCAAGUGGAUCAUCCCUGUAUCAGUGGCCAUGUCUUGCUACGGAGGACUCAAUGCUUCUAUCAUUGCUGCCUCAAGGUUGUUCUUUGUUGGGGCCAGAGAGGGCCACCUCCCCAAAAGUCUGAGUCUGAUCCACAUUGAGCGUUACACACCCAUACCUGCGCUGCUUUUCAAUGGGUUGAUGGGUCUGAUCUUUCUGUGUGUGGAGGACGUGUUUCAGCUCAUCAACUACUUCAGCUUUAGUUACUGGCUCUUUGUGGGUCUGUCUGUGGCUGGCCUCAUCUACCUGCGCAUCACUCAGCCAGACAGAUACAGGCCUGUCAAGCUGACCUUGUUCUUCCCCUUCAUCUAUUGUCUGUGCAGCCUGUUCUUAGUCAUCAUCCCUCUGUAUGGAGACACCAUCAAUUCUCUCAUAGGAAUUGGCAUUGCGCUCUCUGGGGUGCCGGUCUAUUAUGUGGUCAUUUACCUGCCUGAAGAGAGGAGGCCCAAAUUCAUACACAAACUGAACACCUUUGCAACCAGAUACACCCAGAUGCUGCUUUUCUGUUGCCUGACCGAAAAUGACGCAGAGACAGAAACACAAGCAGGUGGUGAAACCCAGCGAGCCUUUCAUUAG
Monopterus albus (swamp eel) is the source of this 1542-nucleotide messenger RNA. RefSeq names its product Y+L amino acid transporter 2. Gene Ontology annotation, molecular function: L-amino acid transmembrane transporter activity. Bases 7 to 1542 code for a protein of 511 amino acids. Gene Ontology annotation, cellular component: membrane. The transcript has 9 exons. NCBI's taxonomy places the organism in Eukaryota, Metazoa, Chordata, Actinopteri, Synbranchiformes, Synbranchidae. The record is from RefSeq and is a predicted model, not a curated record. Gene Ontology annotation, biological process: amino acid transmembrane transport.